UUUAGGCAUAUUCACCGAAGGAAAUAAAGCAGACCUUGUACAAAGGUUAAAGGAAUACCAAACAAAUGAACUCUGUGAGAAAAAUGUGGACGGAAUGAAGUUCACGAAUGAUGAAGCUGAUAACGAAUCAGUAAUAUCCGAUCUUAAUACUGAAACUACUAAAAUGUUAAAUCCUGAAACACAAACGUUAAGAGAAUUACUUCAGAAGAACAAGCGCCUAUUACAUGCUGCAUUAUCAUCGGUUUUCCCCCAAGAUACAGCAGAAACAGCUGACAACCCACAGCAGACCAAUAAGACUAAAAAACAGAAAUUACAAGCCGAAGAGGAGGAUAAUUCUGAUCCAUUAAUUGAGAGUAUUGUCAGGGUUUCAAAAAUUGGAAAAUGCCAUGCUAAACUUUGA
Messenger RNA from Racocetra persica, 400 nucleotides. Lineage: Eukaryota; Fungi; Glomeromycota; Glomeromycetes; Diversisporales; Gigasporaceae. The record is from the annotation of a GenBank genome assembly.